This is a messenger RNA of Trifolium pratense (red clover), 625 nucleotides long. Its product is annotated as probable signal peptidase complex subunit 1. NCBI's taxonomy places the organism in Eukaryota, Viridiplantae, Streptophyta, Magnoliopsida, Fabales, Fabaceae. The record is from RefSeq and is a predicted model, not a curated record. The transcript has 2 exons. The coding region runs from base 161 to 442 and encodes 93 amino acids. Gene Ontology annotation, biological process: protein targeting to ER. Gene Ontology annotation, cellular component: endoplasmic reticulum membrane; signal peptidase complex.
CACGUCACUUCACCAAACCAUAAAACUAAAACCCCUUUUGCCAUAACCCAUAAGCUUCUCACUUCUUUGCAAAUUCUAACUUCUUUUUCUUCUUCUUCUUCUUCAUUCCAUCAAUACAAUUCACCCUUUCCAUCUCAAUUCACUUUUCAUUCUUCCAAAGAUGGAUUGGCAAGGGCAAAGCCUAGCAGAGAAGUUAAUGCAGAUAAUGUUGCUUGGAUUUGCUGUGAUUGCCUUUGGAACGGGAUAUCUUACGGCUUCUUUCCAGAUGAUGAUCCUCAUAUAUGCUGUUGGUGUCGUUCUCACCACAUUGGUGACUGUCCCAAAUUGGCCCGUUUUCAACCGCCAUCCUCUUAAGUGGUUGGAUCCAAGUGAGGUAGAAAAGCAUCCAAAGCCACAACCAUCGUCAAACGUGAAUUCAAAGAAGAAACCCAUUAAGAAGUAGGGUUCUUGACAUAUGUUAGUGCUAGUAUUUCCUUGAGUUAAAAUUUCAUGCUUUGACAAUAUUUUGCUUCUUAUUUUCUUUCCCUCUUGUUCCCCUAUGGUGGAUAUUAUUACAAAUUUACAAUGUACUUUACUGUUGUGGACUACAAAAAUAUUAGCAAUUUUCAUUUUAGGUAUGAUUUGA